Molecule: messenger RNA, 1248 nt
Organism: Nerophis lumbriciformis (worm pipefish)
Lineage: Eukaryota; Metazoa; Chordata; Actinopteri; Syngnathiformes; Syngnathidae
Source: RefSeq, a predicted model, not a curated record
AUGUUGUGCUACAACAAAGGUUGCGGGCAGACAUUCGAUGCGGACAACAAUAAGGACGAUUCCUGCCUCUUCCAUCCCGGAAUCCCCAUCUUCCACGAUGCCCUGAAGGGUUGGUCAUGUUGCCGCAAGAGGACGACAGACUUCUCGGAAUUUCUCUCCAUCAAGGGAUGCACCCGCGGACGCCACAGCAACGAAAAACCGCGCGAACCCCUCUUGCCUGAGGUGUCGUCCGACAAAGCCGGUGACAAAAGAGACCGCACUAACGGCCCCGACAUCAUCUACCGAGGACCCAAAUCUUCUGAGAAGCUGCGGAGAGAAAGACCGAGCUCGGAUGAACCCAAGACCAAAUUGCCCCUUAAAGUGGCGGCAACUCUGAUGAAGGAACUGGAGAAACUGGACAUAAGUGAGAGAGCUGAAAAAGAGAAGAAAGAGAGCCAAGGGGUGGUCCAAGGUACGCGAUGCAAGAAUUCCGGAUGCAAAACGGUUUAUCAGGGUCCAGAAACUGACCUGGAGGUCUGCACGCACCACCCUGGCGGGCCGGUCUUCCACGAGGGGUACAAAUACUGGAGCUGCUGCUGUAUCAGGACCAUGGACUUCAACGCCUUCCUAGACCAGAAAGGCUGCACUGGAGGAAAACACCGCUGGAUCCCUAAGCAGGAUAAGAAGAAAGUGGCGUGUCGACACGACUGGCACCAGACUGCGAACUGCGUGGUGGUGACAAUCUACGCGAAGAACGCAGACGCAAAGUUCAGCUGCGUGGAGGCCAAUGGAACGACGUUGUCCUGUCACAUCCAGUUUGAGAGCGACAAGAUUUUCAAGAGAGACUUCCAUCUAUGGGGGGUCAUCAGCGUCCAAGAUAGCGUGGUCAACAUGGUCCCGUCGAAAGUGGAGAUCACCCUCCGCAAAGCCGACCAGGUGUCCUGGGGUAAGCUAGAGGACCCUAACUAUAAGCCCGAGCCGGAACCAGCAGAGGACGAGACCGAGGACGACUCGGAGUUGCGACGUCCCGACUGGGACAUCGACGAUGACGACAUCAGCGAUUCGGACGAAGAGUGGGCCUAUGACACGGCGCCGCAGAAGACCCAAGCCAAGGCGGACCCGGACGUGGAAAACCUCCACAAGAGGAAAGAAGUGGAGCAGGAGAUGAGAAAAGCUGUGGAGGACAAGAGGCAGGCUGAGGAAGAGAAGGAGAAGCUGAGAAGGCAGCAAGAAGAGGAGGGCUAUGAAGAAAUGCCAGAACUGGAGUAA